Messenger RNA from Durio zibethinus, 1623 nucleotides. RefSeq names its product thaumatin-like protein. NCBI's taxonomy places the organism in Eukaryota, Viridiplantae, Streptophyta, Magnoliopsida, Malvales, Malvaceae. The record is from RefSeq and is a predicted model, not a curated record.
ACACCCUAGUAUUUGCUCAUUUGAUUGGCACAAGAUUUUCGUUAAAAAAAUUAAAGCCCAAAUGGAUUCUAUGCUUGUUCUACAUGAAAAACUUCACCUUAAUUCUAUAUUUUACUUCUUAUGUUCUAAUAUUGAAUCUUUGCGUUUAAUGCAUGAUUUUUAUUAUUCAAUUAAGCCCGCACCAGCUUAUGCAUGAAGGCUUGGAAAUGAUAUGGUGUGUAACAUAUAAGGUGGACCAAGCAAAUUGGUAACCAAUUAUAAAUUCUAGAACUAUGAAAGGGAUACCAUUUUGACAAAUCGAAUUUCAGAUUAUUUUCAAUUUUCUGUUCAUCUGUUCCUUAGCCAAGUUUACGGGAAUGACAUGAAAAUUGUGAAACAAGACCUCUUGUUAACUCAAUUGAGACAUAUUCUUUCUGUUAAGUUAAAAAAUGAGAACUCCCUUUGAGCUAGAGGUCGAAGAUCACAGUCCCACAAAAUCCAAAACCGGAAAGUUCUCCUUUCCUUUGUUGAUAAGUUUAAGUGAAUUACAUUUCUGCAAAACUCUAUAAAUUUGAUUUUUUUUGGGGUCACAAAUGCCAUACAAUUAAUUAGAUCAGAAGAAUCAAAACUUAAGUCUAUAUUCUCUCUUACAAACCGAAUAUGACGAGCUUCAAAAUCAUUUCAAUAUAUUGCUUUUUUGUUGUUGGAGCUCUUUACAUCACAUUAACCCAUGCAGCCACUUUCAACAUCCGAAAUAACUGCCCCUACACGGUUUGGGCUGCAGCAGCGCCUGGUGGCGGGAGGCAGCUCGACCAUGGCCAAGUCUGGGACAUCAAUGUAAGGUCUGGAACAGGAAGUGCCCGCAUCUGGGCUCGAACCAAUUGUGAAUUUGAUGAAGCGGGGCAAGGCAAAUGCGAGACAGGUGACUGUGGAGGGCUCCUCCAAUGCCAAGGCUAUGGUGUACCCCCAAACACCCUGGCUGAAUACACAUUAAACCAGUUCGGUGGCAUGGAUUUCUUUGAUAUCUCUCUUGUUGAUGGGUUCAAUGUUCCCAUGGAAUUCAGUCCAACCUCUGGUGGGUGCACUAGAGGAAUCAAAUGCUCUUCAGAAAUUGUGGGGCAGUGCCCUAAUGAACUUCAGGCCCCUGGUGGGUGUAAUAACCCUUGUACCGUGUUCAAAACUGAUCAAUAUUGUUGCAAUUCUGGGAGCUGUGGUCCUACAAAUUUCUCUAGUUUUUUCAAAGAAAGGUGCCCCGAUGCUUACAGUUACCCUAAAGAUGAUGAAACAAGCACAUUUACAUGUCCCGCUGGGACUGACUAUAAGGUAGUGUUCUGUCCUUGAAAUACUGGUAUUGUUGAUGAAGUCAUUAUGUUUUGGCUUUUGUGGAAUGCUAUGCCAUGUAGUAUGUACCAAUAAGAAAGCCAAGAUUCAUUUAUUUUAUUCUAUCCAUGAUUGUAUAUGUGACGAUUAUAAACAAAAAAACUCAUUCUUUGUAUCCAUAAUCCAUAUUGUUUGAUCAGCAACUAUUGUUUAUACUAGUCAAAGAAUGCUCUAUUUUAAUUAAAAAUGCUAUUCUCAAAAAGAUUUGUUGCUACUCUCAAAAAGAUUUGUUUGACUUUUGAUCAAAUUAAUAUAUUGCAAUCU